Messenger RNA from Anguilla rostrata (American eel), 1299 nucleotides. RefSeq names its product mucin-3B-like. The transcript is spliced from 4 exons. The record is from RefSeq and is a predicted model, not a curated record. The annotation marks the transcript as partial. NCBI's taxonomy places the organism in Eukaryota, Metazoa, Chordata, Actinopteri, Anguilliformes, Anguillidae.
UGGAGUUUACAUAUAAAGUCCAUAAUGGUCAUUCUCAGCUAUGCAAUACUGUGGUGAUAUGCACAGAAACUGAAAUACAAACAGGAGGUAGUCAACCACACUGCAGCCUCUGCAAUCUUCACGUGAGAUAAACUUCCUGUGUGAAGUUUGUGAGCUAGCACAAGUUGAGAAAGGAAAAUAACUCAACCCACACAGAGCCUUUUAUUUUAAAGCCCCCCUACCACACACACACACACACACACACACACACACACACCUUAACUGCUACAGAGGAAGUCACUGAUCUCUCUCAUACUGAAAAUGCUCGUCCUGUUGGUGUCCACACUGCUGUCCUCAGUUUCCAGAGCUGAGGAGUCUUUGUUUGUGCGUGAGGGAGGCUCUGUUCGUCUGGAUGUGCAGGGAUAUGAAGAAUUACAGUUUCUCGAGUUUCUGUGGACUGUUAAUGGCACUACAGCUGUACUGGGAUACAUUCUUCAGUCUAAAUAUCUGGAAACAUUUGGAGAUUAUAAAACCAGGACAGAAUUUGAUGAGAAGAACUUCUCUCUGCUGCUGAAGAACAUGCAGGAGAGACACAGUGGAAUCUACACAGCAACGACAAUUAACCAUAAAGGACAACAAAGCAAUGUUGCUACCUACAGGGUCACAGUUCAAGAGGCCCCGCCCACACCCCAGGUGGAAGUGGCGUUACUCUCCUCUGCUGGAGGGUUCUGUAACAUGUCAGUGAACUGCUCUGCUAAAGACACCUGGGCCAGCUACACCUGUGACCACGCCCACUGCACACAGGUAGCAAAUACAACCUCACUGACAGGAGUCAACAUCACCGCUACGGCAACCAACGGGACCGUCCACUGCCACAGCAGUAACCGGGUCGACACAGAGACGCGGUCAGAAUCCACAAAGGACCUCUGUCCAGUUCCUCCAGUAACACCAUCUCCUGGUCUCUCGCUGUGUGCACUAAAGUCAGUGCUGUUCUCCCUGGUUCUGGUUGCCAUGGUUUCGGCUGUCAUUGCAGUUAAUGUCAGAGAGAGGUGCUGCAGGUCAGUCAUGGUCAUUCCUGUGUUUACAUAUCUCAUCAGCAGUGAGCUUGAAUCUGACACACUCAGUGACAUCUUUAAAAAACACUCUACCCCUCUACCACACACUCACACACUCCACCACACUCUACCCUCUCUCACACACUCACACACUCCACCACACUCUACCCUCUCUCACACACUCACACUCUCCACCACUCUACCCCUCUCUCACACACUCCACCACACUCUACCCUCUCUCACACACUCCACCACUCUACCCCUC